Osmerus eperlanus (European smelt) is the source of this 2981-nucleotide messenger RNA. It is a transcript of the gene rmc1, whose product is annotated as regulator of MON1-CCZ1. Lineage: Eukaryota; Metazoa; Chordata; Actinopteri; Osmeriformes; Osmeridae. Gene Ontology annotation, biological process: regulation of autophagy. Gene Ontology annotation, cellular component: late endosome membrane; lysosomal membrane; Mon1-Ccz1 complex. The record is from RefSeq and is a predicted model, not a curated record. The transcript has 19 exons. Bases 95 to 2041 code for a protein of 648 amino acids.
CUGUCACGUGAUUGUGUUCCGGAAGUAGCCUGUCCAGAAAUUGUUUUCCAAAGUCUAGAAGUCUUCAAUCCUCCAGCCGUAUCCAGCCUUCACUAUGAGCGAGGGACAUUACCUAGAACUAUGUGAGAACCCAGUCCAAUUUGAAAAUGCCUCCAGCGUCAAUAAUGUGUUCUUUGACGAAGCUAAUAAACAGGUGUUUGCAGUCCGGUCAGGCGGGGCUACAGGAGUGGUGGUCAAAGGACCAGAUGAUAAGAGCUCUGCAGCGUUCAGAAUGGACGACAAAGGGGAGGUGAAAUGCAUCAAGUUUUCUAUUGGGAAUAAGAUCCUUGCAGUCCAAAGAACACCUAAAUCUGUGGAUUUUAUUAAUUUUGUUCCAGAUUUCCCCCAUCUGGAGUUUUCUCAGGAAUGCAAGACUAAGAACGCCAGUGUGCUGGGCUUCUGCUGGACCAACUGGAACGAGAUCGUCUUCAUCACAGACCAGGGGAUAGAGUUCUACCAGGUGUUCCCAGACAAGCGCAGUGUGAAGCUGCUGAAGAGUCAGAGCAUCAAUGUGAACUGGUACAUCUACUGUCCUGAGACGGCUGUGCUGCUGCUGUCCACCACCGUGCAGGGAAACGUCCUGCAGCCCUUCGCCUUCAAGAGUGGAACCAUGUCUAAGAUGAACAAGUUUGAGAUUGAACUGCCGGUGGUGCCCAAGCCAGCCAAGCUGAGCCUGUCAGAGAGGGACAUCGCCGUGGCAACCAUUUAUGGCCAGCUGUAUGUGAUGUACUUGAAGCACCACUCCAGAACAGCAAACAGCCCCAGUGCUGAGGUUGUUCUCUACCACCUACCAAGGGAGGGUUCCUGUAAGAAGACCAACGUGCUGAAGCUGAACACCACGGGGAAGUUUGCCCUCAACGUGGUUGACAACCUAGUGGUGGUUCAUCACCAGAGCUCCCAGACCUCCAGUGUUUUCGACAUAAAGAUGAGGGAGGCUGACUGUCCUCCCAGCGUCCACCAGCCUGUCCUGCCAGCCCGGUCCAUCCACCCCUACAGAAUCCCCCUCACAGGGCCUGCUGCUGUGCCCACCCAGCCUCCUGUGCCAUGUGAACUCUACUCCUCCUCCUGGAGUGUGUUCCAGCCUGACAUCAUCAUCAGUGCCAGUGAAGGCUACCUGUGGUACAUACAGGUGAAGCUGCCCCCAGCAGUCAACCUCCUUCAGGACAAGGGCAAACUCAUGGACUUCCUGCUCCGACGCCGAGACUGCAAGAUGGUCAUCCUGUCUGUCUGCUCUCAGAUGCUUGUGGGGGGAGAUAAGGGCAGUGUACAAGUGGUGGCCACAGUGUUCGAUAAACUCAACCAAGUUUACAAAGAGUAUCUGGAAGCAGAGCAGUCCUAUACUGUGGCAAUGGAGUCCGGCCCUAGUCGAGGUAGUGCUGCUCACAAACGGCCAGUUCGGACCCAGGCAGUCAUCGACCAAUCAGACAUGUACACCCAUGUCCUCUCCUCCUUUACCGAGAGAAAGGGAGUGUGUCAUAAGUUCAUCAUCGCAGUGCUGAUGGAGUACAUCCGCUCGCUCAACCACUUCCACAUCACUGUACAGCACUACCUGUAUGAGCUGGUGAUCAAGACGCUGGUCCAGCACAACCUGCUCUACAUGCUGCACCAGCUGCUGCAGUACCACGUCCUCAGCGACUCCAAACCCCUGGCCUGUCUGCUGCUGUCACUGGAGAGCACCUACCCCCCCGCUCACCAGCUGUCUCUGGACAUGCUGAAGCGUCUGUCGACAGCUAACGAUGAGAUAGUGGAGGUUCUGCUCUCCAAGCAGCAGGUUCUGGGUGCGCUGAGGUUCAUCCGAAGCGUUGGUGGCCAUGACAACAUCUCUGCCAGGAAGUUUCUGGAUGCGGCGCGGCACACGGAUGACAGCAUGCUCUUCUACACCAUCUUCAGGUUCUUCGAACAGAGGAAUCUUCGCCUGCGCGGCAGCCCCAACUUUAACCCAGGGGAACACUGUGAGGAACAUGUCAGCUUCUUCAAGCAGAUGUUUGGAGAGCAGGCAUGAAGCCAGCCACCGCCUGACAUGCAUCACAUGUACCAACACAUAAUGUCAGAUGAACAGGCUUAGUCACGCCCACUCUGACCCUGUCAGUAGGACCGUCUCAUAAUGACAUCACUGUGACAUCAUCACUGUAGGAACCCUACUCUGUAAAGUAUAUGAAGAACAAUUUUCACUAAUAUUAACUUAAGGUACUGUACAUAAUUUUCCAAACAAUGUAUGAACAAUUUUAAGUCUAAUAAUAUUACUGGUGUGACUGUAACCAGCCCAUGUGUAAAUAUGUGGAAACCCAAUUACUUUUGUUGCCAUAUUGGUCAACUUGAUCAAAUGUAUGAAUUAGUAUGAGAAAACAAUUUGUGUGUGUGCACGCUUGCAAUGGUGAGACUGAAUGAGAAACACAUUUCUAUGGACUUAAAAGCAGAACUGUCCUGUAAACCUCUAAAAGAAAGUGUGGAUGAUGUAGGUAAUAAGUAAUUAUGAAUAAAGCUGGUGGAUGUCCAUGUACAUGUCCAUAUCUAAGGUGUGGCUUUAUUUUACAGCCUUUUAUCACAUUUAGCAUCACAGCAGAAGGUUUUCAUCUAAUUUAAGAAGUGCACAGGUGUUACGUGGAUAAACUUGUGUUGAAGGAGAGACCUGGAGUCCUAUUGUGACAUCAGUGUAUUUGUGUCCUCUAACACCGUGUCCUACCUGGAUGCAAGCGACGGGACGUGAGCGACGGGACGCAGCGCAACGUUUUGGCUGAACUUUGUCAGACGCCCUGUUUCUAUUUUUUUGCUCACGUUGAAAGCUCUGUAGCAUAUGAAGUCAGAGUAACGUGGUUAGUGUGCAUGACGUAACAGAAGUGAAUUUGACGGAUUCAAUGUGGACAGAGAGCGUCCGGUUCUGCGCGACAGUCGUACGCUUGCAUCCAGUUAGGGCAUGGUGUAAUGCUGCAGUCACAUAAGAA